UCCAGCCAUGACUUAUUCUCGCUUAUUGGCCAGGGUGCAAGCCAGCUGUCAGCUGCGCAGUGACCUCCUACGGCAAUGCCUCGCGGAGUUCCUGGGCGUCUUUAUUUUAAUUGUCAUCACCCUCAGCGCGGUUGCGCAAGUGGUCACCAGCGAAGGCAUCAAGGGUAACUAUCUUAGCUCCUCCUUGGCCAGCGGGAUCGCCGUGAUGGUAGCCGUCCACGUCUCAGGCGGCGUCUCAGGAGGACACCUGAACCCAGCCUUCUCGCUGUCCAUGUGCCUGCUGGCUCAGCUCCCCUGGUGGAAACUCCCCAUUUACCUGGCCAUCCAAAUCCUGGGGGCCUUUAUGGGAGCUGGCACCGUCUACACCCUUUAUUACGAUGCCAUCUACAGCUACAGCAACGGGACACUCAGGGUUACGGGGCCCCGUGAAACUGCCUCCAUCUUUGCCACCUACCCAGCCCCUUACCUGUCACUACGCAAUGGGUUUUUUGACCAGGUGCUGGGAACGGGGGUGCUGGUGCUGGGCAUCCUCGCCCUCCUUGAUGCCCGGAACAAGCGCAUCCCGCAGGGCUUAGAACCCUUCGGUGUCGGCCUUCUGGUGUCCACCCUCAGCUUAGCUAUGGGAGCCAACAGCGGCUGUGCCAUCAACCCGGCCCGGGACCUGGGGCCCCGGCUGUUCACCUACGUAGCUGGGUGGGGUCCCCAGGUGUUCAGUGCUGGAGAAAACUGGUGGUGGAUACCCGUUGUGGCCCCAAUGUUGGGGGCCACCAUCGGCACGGUGGUGUAUCAGCUCGGAGUGGAGUUCCAUCACCCGGCAGAUCAGAAGGAGCAGCAGCGCUCGGUUCCCGAAAAGCAUUGCCCGGGACACGAGAAAGACAUGGACCUUCCUGUCUACGCUGUGAACGUGUAUGCAGAGUCGUGGAUAGGUGCCAGUCCGGAUGCCCGCUCUGCCGGCGAACACCCAAAAUGAGACCUCUCCCCAGGACGCAAAGAGAGCCAUUAUUCUCCUUCGUUCCCUUUGAAUGGGUUGGGUGGAGCGGAUGUUACUAAGGUUGGGAUUGAAGGGGUGGGUUGUGUAUUAGUCAAGACCUGAAAAGGAUUGGGGGUGGGCAGUGGCAGAAACGGUUGUCUGAGAAAUGGGCCUGCGUUUUUAACACAUUUUAAUGCGUUUUUAACAUUUUUUUAGCACGUUUUUAACGCGGAUUUAAGACCCUCCUUCCGUCCUGUGCCGAGGGAAGGCUGAUUUUCGGCCCAGGCAGGGUCCUUUGGUGGUGGCCCCUUCUCUGCAUAUGAACCAGCUGGAAUUGUUUCGCUUGUCCCAGUCUUGGUAGGGUGAAGGGGCGACUGAGUAGGGAGACCCCAGCUCCUUUUCAAUUCUCCACCAAGCAUCUCCAAAUCGCACUUGGCAAAUGGCUACGACUGUUGUCACCUUUCAGGAAAAACGGGACUGAGAUAAACAGACCCGCCGUCCACCUCAGAGCAAAGCAAACAUUUUUGGUUCUCCGGGCCACCGUUUUUCAUUUUCUGCUUGAUUUUCUUCCAGCAGUGAACAGGGUGCAUUUGUGUUCGUUGGUGACCGCGCCACGGCCAGAUGGUUGCAAAUGGGCAAAAAAGUGGAAGAUUCUACACUUUUCCACUUUGCUUUCCAGAGGGAGCGUCAGAUCCGGGCAGAAUUUGGGCAGGAUUUUACAGGAAUUUUUUCCUCUCUACGUCGGAUCCCCACAGCCCACUCUGGCUUUUUAAAGGCAGGACAAACAGGAUAAGACAUCACCUCUUUUCCACGCAUUAGAAAUGACAGGAGUCUCUGCUAAGGUUCUUUGACUCUCUC
Molecule: messenger RNA, 1828 nt
Organism: Python bivittatus (Burmese python)
Lineage: Eukaryota; Metazoa; Chordata; Lepidosauria; Squamata; Pythonidae
Gene: ATP8B2
Product: ATPase phospholipid transporting 8B2
Biological process (GO): water transport; glycerol transmembrane transport; Golgi organization
Cellular component (GO): trans-Golgi network; basolateral plasma membrane; plasma membrane
Molecular function (GO): glycerol channel activity; urea transmembrane transporter activity; ATPase-coupled intramembrane lipid carrier activity
Source: RefSeq, a predicted model, not a curated record